Molecule: messenger RNA, 1348 nt
Organism: Didymella exigua CBS 183.55
Lineage: Eukaryota; Fungi; Ascomycota; Dothideomycetes; Pleosporales; Didymellaceae
Exons: 3
Coding region: 305-1213 (302 amino acids)
Molecular function (GO): protein binding
Source: RefSeq, a predicted model, not a curated record
GGCGUUCGCAGCUCCACGUGCCGUUUGCCCCGCACUGCCACUUCCCUGUGGGGCGCGAUGAUGUCGGCACUAUGACGCGCAUGCUCCUGCGCAUAAGCCUGAAGCUCGCUAUCCUCACCUUGUUUUCAUUGUCCAUACUGCAAAGCUCACUACGUUCAGUCCUGGUUGAGCUACCACCUCUAAGCAACACACAACAUACAACACACACAACACACACAACACACACAACACACACAACACACACAACACAUACAACACAUACAACACAUACAACACACACAACACAUACAACACACACAACAGCAUGGCAGACUUCGCGCCUCCACCAGGCCCGCCGCCACCAAAGGUUCCUGAGGGCUGGAAAGCCGUGUGGAACGACCAAUACCACGAAUGGUUCUUCGUGAACCUCUACACCAAGCAGUCGUCAUGGGAGAAGCCCACCGAGCCCGUCUACCCGCCCGGCGAAGCACCGCCAUCGGGCGCACCCCCGAGCUACGGCGGCGUCGCCUCCUCCCACCCGACCGGCACAAGCGAGAAGUCGACCUUCAGCAGCAACAACCCGUACGGCAGCCAGCAGCCCGGCAUCAGCGAAGACGAGAAGCUCGCACGCAAACUGCAGGAGGAAGAGCAGACGCGCGCGGGCCGCAGCUCCGGCGACGCAAACCGCGGCGCCAGCAACGACUACUACGGACAGCCGCAGGGCGGGUACGGCGCCUCGGGGCCCAGCGUCGCAGGCGCAGCGCACUCGGGAGGGUAUCCUGCGCCGGGGGGCUACAGCCAGGAACAGUCGUACCAGCCGCAGCAGCAGCAGCAGCAGCAGCAGUACGAUGACCAGAGCCGCGGGAAGAGCAAAGGCGGCAUUCUGGGCAAGCUCAUGGGCAAGGUCGGGGGAGGGAGUCACGGCUCGUCGCACCAGCCGCAGGGAUACGGACAGCCUGCGUACGGAGGGCAGAGCAUGUACGCUUCGCAGGGCGCGUACGGACGUCCUGGGUACGCGAUGCCUGCGGGCCGUCGUCCUGGAGGCGGCGGCAUGGGCGCUGGUGGCAUUGCCAUGGGCGCUGGUGCGGGUCUGCUUGGUGGCGCGAUGCUUGGGAGCGCGAUGGGCGAUUCGGGCGACCACGGGGACACAUAUGUGGAGAACAACUACGGCGACGAUGGAGGGGACAUGGGCGACGACGGUGGUGACAUGGGCGACAUGGGCGGUGAUUUCUAAGCUCCGGCACCCUCUUUUCUCCUGACAUCUUCUUGGACCGUCAACACUGUGGUACCGUGCCAGUGCCAGCGUAGUAAUGUCUAUCUCGAUCCCCAACCCGUCCGCUGCUCUGUCAUCUCUCUGCACGUUACCGCC